AUGGCAGAGCAAGACGAAAGAUGUCGAAUCCUUGUCAUGGCCUCUGGCAAUGGCUCAAAUUUCCAGGCAUUAAUAGAUGGUGUCGCAUCUAGCCGCAUCCCCAACAGCAGAAUUACUCGCCUGAUAGUGAAUCGCGCAAAGGCAUACGCAACCACUCGAGCAGAGCAAGCAGGCAUCCCAUGGGAAUAUUUCAACCUCAUCAGCAACGGAUUUCUGGCCAAGGGAGAAAAGGAUGAGGCAAAGACGGCUGAGGCAAGGAAGAAGUACGAUGCCGCCCUGGCAGACAAGAUUCUAGGCUUGGAAGAGAGGCCGCAAUUGAUCGUCCUAGCGGGCUGGAUGUGGGUGUUCUCAUCUGAGUUUCUACGGCCAUUGGAAGAAGUAGGCAUUCUUGUAAUAAACUUACACCCAGCCUUACCCGGUCAAUUCGACGGUGCCCAUGCAAUUGAGCGUGCUUACGAGGACUUGAAAGCGGGAAAGAUUACACACACUGGCAUCAUGGUUCACUAUGUCAUUCAGGAAGUCGACAGAGGCGAGCCCAUUCUUACCCAGGAAAUCGGCUGGGAUGGAGAGGAACUCGAUGCCCUGGAAGCCAAGAUUCAUGCUCAUGAACACGAGUUGAUCGUGAGGGCGAGCGCAAAGGUAGUUGGGGAGAUACUGGAGAGGGGGAAGAAAUGA
Molecule: messenger RNA, 675 nt
Organism: Trichoderma aggressivum f. europaeum
Lineage: Eukaryota; Fungi; Ascomycota; Sordariomycetes; Hypocreales; Hypocreaceae
Exons: 2
Coding region: 1-675 (224 amino acids)
Biological process (GO): 'de novo' IMP biosynthetic process
Cellular component (GO): cytoplasm
Molecular function (GO): phosphoribosylglycinamide formyltransferase activity
Source: RefSeq, a predicted model, not a curated record